Eriocheir sinensis (Chinese mitten crab) is the source of this 4833-nucleotide messenger RNA. RefSeq lists its product as uncharacterized. The record is from RefSeq and is a predicted model, not a curated record. The annotation marks the transcript as partial. The transcript has 4 exons. Lineage: Eukaryota; Metazoa; Arthropoda; Malacostraca; Decapoda; Varunidae.
GUUUCUCUGCCCCCAGACCUGAGCCGUGGCCUACACAUCACUAAGGUGGACGUGCCGAGCCCCGUCGUGGUGGGGGAGGGCGGCUGGCUGGUGUGUGAGUUCGUCGAGGAGGGAGAGAGUGUCUACGCUCUCAAGUGGUACCUUGGCCUCGACGAAUUCUACCGCUGGACGCCCGCCGAGAGCCCCCCGGUGAAGACCUUCCCGGUGGAGGGUAACCCUCUCCGUGUGGACAAAAAUGCCUCAAAUCGGGGUCGAGUCAAAAUCCACGAUGUUAAACUUGGAGCCGCGGGCGUCUUCCGCUGUGAGGUGUCCGGUGAGGCACCCGCCUUCCACACCGAGUCAGCCGUGGCCUCCAUGAAAGUCGUCGACCUGCCUGACGAGAAGCCUCGCAUCAGCGGGGUGCAGGGCAGCUAUCAGAUGCAUGAAGACGUGAUCGUGAACUGCUCCUCGCCCCGCUCGCUGCCGCCCGCCACCCUCACCUUCUACGUCAACGAUGAGCAGGCCGAUCCGUCGUGGGUGAUGAAGUACCCAACCUACGAGGACCCGGAGACUGGCCUGGAGACAUCCGUACUUGGUUUGCGAUUCCCCCUGCGGCCGAGGCUGUUGCGGCGGGGCAUGGCUGAGGUUAAGUGCACCGCCUCCAUUCUCAACAAGUACUGGGAGAGCAGCGUGGCGUCCGUGUACGGGGACGUGCCCUACCACGCCUCCAUCAUGGAGGGGCGCGCCGCCACUGGCCAGGGGUGUUGGGCGGCAGCCUGCAGCACGGCCACGACAGGGGUGCUGUUGCUGCUCAUGGUUCUGCUGCUACGUUAAGUCUCCUCGCAUCCAAAGGAGUUGAUGGUGGAAGCAACACUUCGCUGUUCCCCGAGGGAGUGUGUCGGUUUAGUCGGUGGGAGGUUCUCCUCCACUAAUUUGUGUCGACACCGAAAAGUGUUAUGUAUGCUUAGGAGGGACAACUGUAUUACCUCGACCUGUGCGGCGUGCUGAGCGUGGCGAGAACGCUUGUUAUACAUAGUAGGGCAGUGCGACAGAUCGACAAGUAAUGAAUCUGCUCUCUGCUUCUAAUCUGGGUUUGCGAGACCGAAGGAAUCUACAUUUGAUAAAUACUGUGAUUUUCACAUAACAGAAAACAGAAACCAGACAGACAUCGGUCGCAGUGUUGUGUGUCACAUACCGAAAAUAUCCCCUAGUCAGGCUUACAGUGCAGCAGGAGCACCGCCGCCGCUGCGGGGCAGUAAGCUCACGAACGUUACCUUAAGGAUGCUCCGCAGAGACAAGACGCCCCUGUGAUGCUGUUCAGGUGCGGUGCGGAGGUGGUCCUCUGUGCUGGAAAAUUUAGCAUAAAUGUAUUGUCGCCGUAGGCUACUUUAUUUUCCUGAGGUUCGAAAGACAUCUGGAAGUCAGUGGAAAGGUGUAAACAGUGGGCUCUGAAAAGCGUAAGAGUACGCUCAGCAGCGGAGGGCAGCCUCAGUCACGGUGGAGGCGGCAACGACUGACGGUGAGACGGCGAACAAGGGGACACCGCGUCUGAACCGCCGCCUCGUUCAUCUCAUGAGUCAGCCAAACAAUCUGAAAAAGGUUUAGUUUUAAUAAGAUGUUAGUACAUUUGUAAGUUCAUUGGUUAGUCACGAUUUCUUUUAAAGAUUGUGUAACUAAAAACAAGAAUGUGUUAACCCAGUAAACGCAGUUUUUAGUAAAUCAAUAAAAUUAAGUACGGAGACAGACCAACGGGGGUGAACCCUCUUCCCUUCUGUGGGACUUGAAUAAAUGUAUCAGUAUCCUGGUGGCAGCAUUGUCCUACAGUAGGCCAUGGCGAGGACUGCGCCUCAAGUGCAUGCGCUCUUUUCCCACGCCAGGCGCCAGGCCUCUCAAACCCACAAGAGCACAAUGAAGUGCAAGAAGAAGGCGACGAGGCGUGAAGGCAGCGUGUGGCGCCCGUCGGAAUGAAGAGCCUGUACUGCUUGACCACCGGCGCCUUGCUAGUCAGGCUCGCGCCCCCAGCAGGUAGUCAACACAGCGGUAAGUCACGUGUGAUCCGUUUGCCGGAACAAUGUUGUAAGGGAUGUCGAUCUCACGUUCCGUUGGGGAUUAAAAGGUAGGGAAAAAAAUGGUUUUCCCUUUUUAAUUUUCAGUUUGUAGCGGACAUGAAUGUAUGAAAAUGAUGAAUGAACUGUGGUGGUUUUCGCUUCAAAAGGCCGACCUGUCCUGGUAUUGGAAAUGACACGCUUGUGUUUACUCGAAAAAUAAUUAAAAGCAGGAACAUGUUAAAGGGUGCUAGAUUCGGAACACUUUUUAUUUCAUGGGCAUUAUGAGUCAGCUGUGCGCGAGGCUUUGUGCUGGCGUGAUUAUUUUAUUUUGAGCCACACUGUGUGAAUGCUUCCGCCUCGUGUUUGAUCUUGGGUGGACGAAUCCAACUUAUAUUUAUUGAAAUGUUGGAGAACGUGCGUUAUACUUUGUGUGUGUGUGUGUGUGUGUGUGUGUGUGUGUGUGUGUGUGUUUCAGGCCAGUAUCCAGGUGGGGGCCUGAGUUGGGCAACAACCAACCCUUCCAUUUCCUUCGCCAUAGUCUUUGUGCAUUGCUGUCGUGGCCAUAAAACUGCGUCCCCUGAGAGCGGCAGCCACUGGGUUUCCUUUUCCAGCCUCUCCGUCAGUUCCCGGGCCGGCGUCAAGGGGCGGGUGGGUGUCAUGGGCCCAAGAGAGCACCACAUAAUCAAUAUAUUACUCUGAGUUUCAUAUUCAUAGACGUAAUUGCUUAAUUUAAUAAUCAGUUAGAUCCGCUGAAUAUUCGGUCAACUCUAUUUAAUAUUUUUUUACUCUAUCUGAUAAAAUCAGCUGCAUUUCUGCAACGCGUAAUUAACAUUAAGUGAAUAGGUUAUAACACCAAAGACUGUCACAUAAGCAUCAGGGUGAACACAAAUGCAUAAUUUAAUGUUGCAAAUGUGACGUGGUUCUGGCUUUAUUAGUUAAUGCAAUACCUUUUACUUUUUUUGCUUUCUAAAAUUUCUUUUUGCUCCAAAAUAAUAUUUUAUGAAAUUAUAUUCAGUCAAUAAAUAAUUUUCCCAUCCCGCCGCCGUCACCCUAGCAGUGAAAUUCUUGAAGCUCAUUUAACAGACAAGGAAAAACACCGCCAGCACCGGACCUCCGAGGCACCGCCCUCACCGCCAAGCUUCACGCUACCGCUUAGGCGCCACGUUGGCCACAUGAAAUCCCUAUUUGAUAUUGUUCUCCACCAUGCAGAGUGUUCUGGUCACACGAUGUGUGCUGCUAAGGCCACAGAGUGGCAACAGGAGCGCAUGGCAACGCCACCCAGGCCUCGAGUGGUUGCCACCAUGCUUGCGUCUCUUGUCAAGCAGCUGUGCCAUUGUUUUUUUAAUUGCUGAUGUGUUUCCAUUUUUAAAUUCGAGUCCAGUGAAGACAUUUUCUUGGAUAUACGUUUCAUGAUUUUGGAGGCAUUCAUCUGUGCGUUAAAAGAGCACGUUUUUAAUUAGCCAGCGUUUCGAGUUACUUUCCAGGUGUGAGGGGGACACGAAGUAUCCAGGUGCCAAUAUUCAGGUGCAGAUAUUCAAGUGAACUCUGUCUCGCGUGGAGUUACCUGCCUCACUGUCUGUAUCCGGCGGAGUUAAUUGAAGUUACCUUUGUUCUGUGUCAAGUUCGAAGGCUUAAGCUGUCAAUAUUGCGGCAGAUCCACCCUUGCCAACCCUGCCAGCCCUGCCGGUCCGAGGGGAGCUUUCGGAGGGGACGAAAUAUUGGCUUUGAAGCUGCAGCAAAACCGCUACUAUGGGACGGGUACAACACCCGGAUAUAAAUGGACUCAGGAGAAAAAAUAAUAUAGUCUCCUGCAUCAAUAUUUUCUUCACCUUCUAAUUGUGCAGCUUCCUUUCUAUAUUCCUGCGGGCCUGUCGCAGUGAGUGGGCGGCGAGCCAUAACCCUGGUGAGGGUUAUGGCCUCCCAGGGGCCUCCCUCACUAUACUGAGACAAACAAUAACAGCGGCUUUGUGAACGGAAUCAGACAAGGCAACCUCACUACUAUUUUUCGGUUUCUCUUCCCCACCCAUUUUGCCUCUCGCUCCCCAGCCCCUCCUAUACUCUUCCUCCAUCACUGCUCAAUCGAAAUGUUCAUUCUUUUGUUCGUUCAGGCGCGCUGAAAGUGAAGAAAAAGUGUACUCCAUGUUGUGUUUCAUAAUACUUAUUGAUUUUUUUAAUCCUUAGGCCAUAAUUCAUUUUUUGAAGAACAUUAUUUAUACUCGUAAUAAUUGGAGUCCUUAAUUCAGUAAUGAUUUAUGGAACUUUACGCGUAUAUUGGGAGACAAGGCAAAAAGUCAGUUUUCAGCACAAGUCUGCAAGCGGACAUAACAUGUCGAGUUAAUUCAUCACAGCUCAUUUAGAAAAUAUUACUGUUAUUUACGUCGAACGUUAGCCCAAGCCUUCCCUUUAGCGUCGCCCAGAUGGAGGUGGGCGGCACUGGGAGGGGAGGGUAUGGGAGAGGGAAGGGCUGGGCAGCACUUGAGCCGCUAACCAUCCAGUGUGUGUGUAUGUGUGUGGAACUUUUGCGGUUCUUGCGUCCACUGAUGUAUGAGCGGUUAGAUAGCUAUAUGUGUAUAUACUCGAGUGUGCAUACGUAUGUAAAGUUCAAUGGGCUGCCGACACCAAAAAACAAAUAUAACCUUGAAUAUAUGAGAAGAUAUAUAUAUACAUACUGGCUGUAGUCAUUACCUUAUGUUAAAUGCUCUUAUUUAGGAUGCCAGCUUAAAAAAAAAUAUCAUGUAAAUACUGUAUAUAUCUAUAUUUGUUUACGAACAAUAUUGUUGUGACUGUAAAUAAAUAACUGUACAUG